Molecule: messenger RNA, 6872 nt
Organism: Gadus macrocephalus (Pacific cod)
Lineage: Eukaryota; Metazoa; Chordata; Actinopteri; Gadiformes; Gadidae
Product: nuclear receptor coactivator 2-like
Exons: 24
Coding region: 280-4725 (1481 amino acids)
Biological process (GO): cellular response to hormone stimulus; positive regulation of transcription by RNA polymerase II
Cellular component (GO): nucleus
Molecular function (GO): nuclear receptor binding
Source: RefSeq, a predicted model, not a curated record
CGAGAUGAAUCCCGCGGUGGGGGAGGCGGACUCUAAAAGAUAAACAGACAGUCGAUAUGGCGUCGACAGCAGCAGCUCUUGACACUGCUCGGACCCGGCCCACCGGCUCCUGACUGGGGACGUUCACCACCUCACUACCCGGGGGAAGAGCUCCAACUUGGGCUUUGAUCCAACAUGGCCGCUGUUUGUUCUGUAAUGAAGCUGCUGGGAACGCAGGAGCCGUCGAAGACCUGAGGUCCGCCUUCACAGGACUUCCCAGCAUGCUUUACCAGUGAGGAAAUGAGUGUUGUUGGGGAAAGUGGGGCAGAGCCUCCCAAGGGGGCGGGGCUCCUGAAGAGGAAAGACUGUCGCAAUGACGACCUGGCGCCGAGCCCAAAGAGGAGCAGGGAGGAGGAGGCCCGCUACGUAGAGGAGCUAGCUGAGCUGAUUAUCGCUAACCUGAACAAGGAGGAGGAGGAGGAGGAGGAGGGGGAGGAGGUGAUGAAGAAGGAGGAGCAGCAGGAGGCGAAGGCCGAUCUGAAGGAGACACUGAGGAAGAUCAGACUGAUACAGGAGCAAGAGCGCGGACCCCCCCACGGCCCCUCCAGUCCCGACCGGCUUCAGCAGGCCCAGGUCUCCUCCUCUGGGGGCGGAGCCAUUGACAGACACGCCCUUGGGCCCCUGAUGCUGGAGGCCCUGGACGCGUUCUUCCUGGUGGUCGGGAGGGAGGGCACUCUGGUGUUUGUGUCCGACAACGUGAGCCAGUACCUGGGCUGCCAGCAGGGGGAGCUGCUGGGCACCAGCCUCUAUGACCUGCUGCACCCCGGAGACCAUGCCCACUUCCUCAACCUCCUGCCGCCCCGUAACCACGUGAAUGGGCGGGGAUCAGAAGCAGCCAAUAGGAGCAGCCACACCUUCACCUGUCGCAUGCAGGUUAGCCCUGUGUGUGCGUUGGCCGCGCCGUCCCCCUCCCACCACCAGGGGCCGCUGCGGUACCAGACCCUGCAGUGCUUCGCCGUCUCAGAGCCCCGGAACAUCAGACAGGAAGGAGAAGAGUUCAGUUCGUGUCUGAUCUGCGUGGCCCGCCGGGUCCCAGGGAGAGAAAGGUCCGCCCCUCCGGCCUACGAGAGCUUCACCACCCGCCAGGACCUCCAAGGUAAGAUUCUGUCCCUGGACACAAGUGCCCUGCGGGCCGCGCUGAGCCCCGGCUGGGAGGACCUCGUCCGCUGCUGCAUCCGCCGCUUCCACCGGCCCCGCCCCCCCGACCACGCCUCCUACGCCAAGAGGCACCACCAGGACGUGGUGAGACAGGGCCAGGCCUCCAGUCCGGUCUACUGGUUCUCAAUGGCUGACGGUUCCGUGGUUUCCGCCCACACUAAGAGCCGGCUCCUCCCCUCCCCCAACAGCCAAUCACAGCUCUACAUGUCCCUCCACAUCCUGCAGAGGGAACAGAAACCAGGGGGGUUGAGUCCUGGCCAGCGAUUGGCCGACCUAGCAGAUGGCCCCUCCCCUGAAGCCACUGUCAGUAGUACCCCCGGCCACCCCGGGGCCCCCGGCCCCCAGGACCCCAACCCCGCCGGCCCCCCUAGCAUCACCCUGGAGCCCCCCCUGUCUCCUCUCUCCCCCCCGGGGCCCUCCUCUCCCCCGGGGUCCCCCUCCACCUUGGGGCCCUCCUCCAUCCUGGGGCCCUCCUCCACCCUGGGGCCCUCCUCCACCACGGGGCCCUCCUACACCAUGGGGCCCUCCUCCCCCCCGGGACCCUCCUCCACCCCGGGGCCCUCCUCCACUGUGGGACCCCCCUCCACCCCUGGGCCCUCCUACACCGUGGGGCCCUCCUCCCCACUGGAGCCUGCCCUGUCUCCUCUCUCUCCCCCGGUGCCCUCCUCCACCCUGGGACCCUCCUCCCCCCCGGUGCCCUCCUCCGUCCUGGGACCCUCCUCCACCCUGGGGCCCACCUCCACCACGGGGCCCUCCUAUAUGACGGAGACCUCCUCCACCACGGGGACCUCUUCCACCCCGGGACCCUCCUCCAACCCGGGGCCCUCAUCCACCAUGGGGCCCUCCUCCACCAUGGGGCCCUCCUCCACCCCGGGACCCUCCUCCGUCAGCAGCAGCAGUAGCUCCGGACCAACGUCCUGUGGGGUUACCCAUGGCCGUGCAGAGGGACGGAGCUCUAGAGGAGACCCCGCCUCCAGCGGCAGAGGUGUCGUGGAGGGGGAGGAUCAGGGGGUGGAGGAGGGGGAGGAGCAGGGGCAGGAGGAGGUGGAGGAGGAGGAGGAGGAGGAGCGAAGUGAGGGCCCACAGCGUUACACCAAGCUGCUCCAGCUCCUCACUGACACACCGACGACGCAUGGCGACGACCAAUCCGAACACACCAGGGACCCAGGGGGCGGGGCCAGGGCCUGCGUGGGGGCGGGGCCUAAUGGUAACUCCUCCCUGAAGGACAAGCACAAGAUCCUCCAUCGCCUGCUGCAGCAGAACAGCUCCGCCCCCGGGGGAGGGGGGGAGGGAGGGGAGGAGGGGAGGAGGAAGGACAACGCCCUCCUAAGGUACCUGCUGGACCGGGACGACCUUCAGGAGAGAGGAGGAGACCAGGAGAAGGUCACCAGGCAGGAGCCCGCCAGGGCACAGCAGGCCAGUGAGCUUGAGGACCUCCUGGAAGACCCCCAGGGCAGGGCUCCAUACCGGCUCUGCCCAGGAAAGAUAGCUGGAAGACGGGCCUCUUCCCCCCUCUCCUCCUCCUCCUCUCUCCCCCUCCCCUCCGCCUCCCAUCUCACCCUCUCCUCCUCCUCCUCUCUCCCCCUCCCCUCCGCCUCCUAUCUCACCCUCUCCACCACGUCUCUCCCCCUCUCCUCCACCUCCUCUCUCCCCCUCUCCUCCACCUCGUCUCUCCCCCUCUCCUCCACCUCCUCUCUCCCCCUCUCCUCCUCCUCCUCUCUCCCCCUCUCCUCCACCUCCUCUCUCCCCCUCUCCUCCUCCUCUCUCCCCCUCUCCUCCACCUCCUCUCUCCCCCUCUCCUCCACCUCCUCUCUCCCCCUCUCCUCCUCCUCUCUCCCCCUCUCCUCCACCUCCACCUCUCUGGACAACCAGAGCAUCAUCAGUGACCUCCUGCAGAUGAUGGAGAGUGUACCAAGCACCACCCAGAACCCAGCCUCACACCUGCUGGCCUCCAGGGGGGCCCCCCCACUGAGGGGCGUGUCCCCCGCCCUGGCCCCUGGCCCUGCCCAGCCCCCCCCCACACACAGAGUCAGCGCCCUGGAGCAAGGCAUGCUGGGAACACCUGAAGGGGGAGUGGCCAACACGGAGAUGGAGAUGACAAGCCCCGCCUACUCCCAGCAGCAAGCUCCGCCAAAUCAGACGGCGCCUUGGCCCAACCGCACGAUGACCAUGCAUCACUAUGGAAACCAAAACAGGCCGGCGUACGGGGGACCCGCGGGCGGGGAGGGGGCUCUGCUGAGCCAGCUCUGCCUGGUGCUGAGGGACCUGGAGGGGCUGGAGGCGAUCGACCACAUGCUGGGCAUCCCGGGGCUGGCUGGACAGGGCCUUCCCUUGGACCAGGACCACUUGUUGACCUCUGACCCCACGCUGGGUAUGAACCCCCCCCACUACAGCCAGCUCCACCCCGACCAGGGUCCCCCUGCCCGCCCCCAGGCCUAUGCUGACCUCCAGCCACGCCCACCCGGGUACUCCCCCAUGGUGGGGGGCCCCGGGAUGGGGGGGAUGUGGCGGUCUGAGGGCGUCCGCAUGGCCCCCCAACCUGGCACCCUGAGGCUCCAGCUGCAGCACCGGCUCCAAUCCCAGAAUUGGCAGCCAAUUGGAGGCCAGAUGGGCGGGGCAUCCAACAUGCAUCUACCUCUCAGGUCCAAUCUACCUAACCAGGGAUCCCUUAAUGUCCAGAUGAUGUCUCAGCGUCAGUACCUCAGUCACCACCUGCGCCAGAAGCAGCAACACGUGCACCAGCAGAACGUGCCCCAGCAGAACGUGUACCAGCAAAACAUGCACCUGCAUCAGGUGCACCAGCAAAAUAUGUACCAGCCAAAUGUGCAACAGCAUCACAUGCACCAGCAAAACGUGUACCAGCAAAAUAUGCACCAGCAAAUGGACCAGCAUCACAUGCAUCAGCAAAACGUGUACCAGCAAAACAUGCACCAGCAUCAUGUGCACCAGCAGAGACCCAUCAUGAUGCAGGCGCCGGUCUUCACCCCAAACAUGUCUGGAACACAUGCUGGCUUCACCCCGGCCAAUGGGCAGCCGUUCUGCUACGGAGGGUCAGCCUAUGCCGGGCUGAACCCCUCGUCUCCUGACCCAGGGAAGGUGCUCCCUGCUGGGGCUCCUAGACCUCUGCUCGCCCUCCCCUCCCCCAUGCUGCUGCCCAGGCCCCAGCAGGCCCCGCCCCCUGCAGGGUCAGCCUACCAGACCACCUACGCCCCCAGCGGCUGGACGCAGCCCGCUAGCGCAACCGACGCUAACGUAGCCGACGCUAACGUAGCCACCGCUAACAGUAUGUAUUCCCAUCAUCAGUUCCAGUACAGUCCGCAGGCCAAUGGGAUGUACAGCAGCAUCCUCAGCCAGGGUGUAACCAUGGAAACGGGGGCAGGGGGCGGCCCCGGCCAAAUGUCGGGUCACGUGACAUGCAUUGCCAGCGAGCAGGCCAGCGGUGGGAAUCUGGAGCGACUACCUAAGGCUAGCAGGCUAGCUGGAGCGAGCAUGCUAGCUGGAGCGAAUAUGCUAGCGCAGGAGAGCUGAAAAGUCUGCUAAUGUCAUCUGAGCCACUGAGGUGCCAGCAGCCAAUAUCGGGCAUGGGAGUCUUCACAGCGCAUCGAUCAACAAGAGCUAUUGCAAACCAAUAAACACUGUUCUCUCCACCACCUCAGGCAAUCGGGAGAAGGUGCAGGGAAUAACUAAAUGACUGGUACCUGGGUUAUCAUCACAGAGCUAACCCACUACAGAAUCGUGGUUAGCAUCGCAGAGCUAACUCACUAUAGAACCGUGGUUAGCAUCGCAGAGCUAACUCGCUAUAGAACCAUGGUUAGCAUCGCAGUGCUAACCCGCUAUAGAACCGUGGAUAGCAUUGCAAAGCUAACUCGCUACAUAACCGUGGUUAGCAUUGCAGAGUCUGAUUUUAGUGGUCGUAUGAACUGAUUUGUUGAAGACAGUUAGAAGUUGAUUAUAGAUUAUUUCCGGAUAAUAUUUCCGAUAUAAAGUGCAUAUUUUAUAGUGUGGUAGCUUCAGGCCUUCUGGAUGUUCAGAGUUUAAUUGAUCGGAUUUCCUUGGAAUUGUGUUGCUACAGAAGAGCUCGGACACAUACAGAACCCCCCCCCCACACACACACACACACACACACACACACACACACACACACACACACACACACACACACACACACACACACACAGGGCGGGGCCUCGGACACAUACAGCCCCCCCACAGGGCGGGGCCUCGGACACAUAGAGCCCCCCCCACCCACCCCCACAGGGCGGGGUCUCAGACACAUACAGUAGGAGCCCCCCCGUUCAUACUGGUACUUAUUCUGGUACCACUGGUUCCCUCCCAGGGCCUCCCUGCUGACUCUGGGUCCAGGAGAAAGCCACUGAUUGUCUUGGUGCUAACGACUUGACUCUACUGAUUAGGUGGUUGAUAACUCCAUUGAUUCUGGUGCUGUAACCGGGGUAGGGACCACCCUGGAACUAAACCCGUCAGGAAACACAAAAGCCAGAGCCUCAAGCCACAGUGUGUCGUUAGACACACCUUCCAACCCAGGGUGCUUCUCUCUCUCUCUCUUCGUUUCCUUCUCCCUCCCUAUUUGUGAAUUGGGCAUUGAACCAGGCCGACCAACGGUUCACUCAGGGUUCACCUGUUGUUGGUCAAGCAGUGAAGUCCAUUCCGUUCAUCUUAUUGUUAUUGGGUUCUUUCUUUCUGUCUGGUGUGCAGAGUGAAACGAGAAGCAGACUUUUGAAUGUUUUAAAUCUCUCAGCAGAGUAUUCAUGACCAAACCUAUGCACAACAUUUCAAUUACGCGUGUGUAAAAUACUUAAUAUGUUCAGAUAAUGAUUGUUUCCGAUUACAUUUUUUACUUAAAUAAUAUAUAAGUACAGAUUUUUAUUAACUUAUAGAUGGUAUGUUGACCUGAUCAAUAACCCACGCUAGUACCUCUCUACCUAGUUAGACCCUUAGCUUUGCCCUCAUUAGCGGUGUGGUUCACUAGGGCAGAAAGCGAUUGUUUCCUCUGUUGGUCUGAACCCUCUGGCCCAGGGCCGCACCCGCUAGGGAGCCUGGGGGGACACUUGCCUCCUGUAUUGACCACUCCUACUAACUAUUGGUUUAUCAAUCAAACAAGCUUACUUUGUGAUGUAUACAUUCUUUGGACUGGCCUCUGACAGUAUUAGCUUAGCUUGUCCUAGCUUAGCUUUUCCUAGCUCGCUAACGACCACAUUCCGGUCCCAAACCGUAGCAUGGCUGCAUCAGCUCUUUAGAGCUCAUGAGUGGCAGGUUGAGAGUUGAAGGUACACAUUUUGUGCACACCUGAGAUGUAAGUGGUGAGGAUUGGAUAUUUGUAUUAUAAAACCACCGUUUAACCCCAUCACUAAUGACUCGAAAAGGCCAGCCUGUUAUGUUUAGCCCCAUCACUAAUGCCAGCUUGUUAUGUUUUGAUAGUUUUCUUUACUUCAGUCUUGUUAUCGGAAUGUGACUAGCUAGCGAACACGUUUCUUGUUUUGUACAUUAGCAUUUUAUUUUUUCUGGUUUGCCCCGAGAUUUUAUCGAGUGUACUUAAUCGUCAUGGUUACAGUGGGCGGGGCAUCAGCACCAGUUAGCCUGACGACCGGCCCGGGUAGCAGAUUAUGCUAGCUGACUUGUGAUCCAUUCCACUGUAAAUAAAUCUCAUUUUUAUUGAA